Molecule: messenger RNA, 1191 nt
Organism: Schistocerca gregaria
Lineage: Eukaryota; Metazoa; Arthropoda; Insecta; Orthoptera; Acrididae
Product: odorant receptor Or2-like
Exons: 5
Coding region: 1-1167 (388 amino acids)
Biological process (GO): sensory perception of smell; detection of chemical stimulus involved in sensory perception of smell
Cellular component (GO): plasma membrane
Molecular function (GO): odorant binding; olfactory receptor activity
Source: RefSeq, a predicted model, not a curated record
AUGUGGAGACCGCCGUGGUUCCAGCCAAAGUGGUACCUGCUGUACAGAACGUGGGUGCUCUUCACGCAAUUCAGCUUCCUCUUCGCUCAAGUUCAAGCCCUGUGGUACUUCCGAGGAAACAUGGACAAAAUCACCCACGAUACAUGUCUUCUUAUUACCACAAUUCUUGGACUAGUAAAAUUCUUUACCUUCGUUUUAAAACAGGAGGAUUUCUUUCGAAUGGUACAGAAAAUAGACGAUACCAGGGCAGAACAAAGCAAGACCGGUGAUUCAGAAAUAAUUUCUAUCCUCGAUACAUCGUACAGAUCGGCGAGAACUAUUACGCUGUACAUGACGUUUCUGGGAGGGUCUUCACCUGGAGUGUGGGCCAUCAUUCCCACCAUCAUGCGGAAGUUCGGCAUCUUUCCACCAGAGAGAGAACUGCCGGCGACUGCCUGGUACACCAGCAGAGACACUGAGACUCCCGUCUACGAGAUACUCAGCACACUGCAGUACUUCAGCAUGCAGUACAGCUUCUUCAUGGCGAUGUGCCUCGACCUGCUUUUUGUUUGCAUUAUAAUUCACGCAGCUGGUCAGCUGGAGGUUCUCAAUGCUAAAUUGAGACGUGUUGGCAAAAUUAUUGGGAACCACGUUGAUGACACUCACAAACAACGAGAGGUACAGGAGGAACAGUUGGAAAAAGGUUAUAGUGGAGAAACGAUGUGGGAAGAUCUCUGUAACUGGAUCAGGCACCAUCAGGACGUCAUUGCUUUCAUUAAUGAAAUUGAAAGGUUGCUGAGCAAAAUCGUCCUGCUUCAGUUCACAGGAGCUACUGUUAUUAUUUGUGUCACUCUAUACCAAAGUUCCAAGAACACAGAAAACAUAGCAGCACUUCUACUGUUACAAGCAUACUUAGGAGUCGUUAUAUACGAGAUAUUCAUGUAUUGCUGGUACGCCGAUGACAUAUUAUAUCAGAACUGUCGCCUUGCGAAGUCCGCCUACUACUGCGGCUGGCCUGGGGCGCCUCCAGACCUGCAGCGCGCCCUGGUGUUCAUCAUCUGCAGGACUCACAGGCCUCUGGGACUGACCGCCGGCAAGUUCUACUACGUCUCACGAGAAACGUUUGUCCGGUUGAUGAGUGCUUCCUACUCAUACUACGCUCUUCUCAACCAGGUGAACGGCAACUGAAUGUAAAAAAACACCCACUUUAUG